AUGCUGCCUAGAAGUCGGCUUGAUGAUGAAGAAUCUGACACAAACCCAAACAAUUUUACAGAUGCUGUUAUUCGGGUGGGUUCUGAAUAUCAGGCUACUAUACCGCAUUUCGGCGCUGGGACUCCAAACAGCUCUUCGUUCGGUCGAACGCUUGAGGUUCUGUACUGGAAACCACUUCCCACUUUGAAAAAUAGACAAGUGGAUGAUUAUAUUAACUAUGCUACUGAAAAAUAUGGAUAUUCUGAGGAGCAGGCUCUAGCUUUGUUAACAUGGAAAAAAUUUGAUUUUGCUUUGGCAAUCGAGGAUUUGGGGAACUUUAGUCCCAUUCGUUACGAUUGGACCCACAAUGAGCGGCGAAUUUUCUUUGCUGCUAUGGAUUUCCACUGCAAGAAUUUCUUUAAAGUUAAAGAACUUUUUCCUAAUCGUCGUACUACGGAGUUGGUUCUCUUCUACUACCUAAAUAAGCGUAACCAACAGACUCUUUACGAGUUAACUCUGCAUGCACCACAAUGGGCUGGAUUACAUGCCAAUGGAUUCAUUAAUAGUUCUGCCCGUUUGCAAGACAUUGAGGACAUAAUCACUCUGUCUUCCCUCACUCAUCCAAAGGAAAAGGUACCUCAAAGCGGUCUCUUCAAUGCUGAUGAUCCUCUUGAAAAUGCUAUCGCGCGUUAUAUAGAUAGCUUGAGUGGUAACAUUGAGUCGGGAUCAGGUUCAGCAAGGGCAUCUCGCAUCUUUCCGAGUGCUCCUAGUAAACAUAUCAAAACCAACAAGAAUACAUCUACAACGCGUCUUCGAAAGCGUAAACGGCCGGUGAAUGAAGCUGGAGUUGUUGGAGACGGGGAUGAGACCUUCUAUUCUUCUUCCUCCUCGGACAAUGAUAUAGUACGGAUUGACUACUUAGGAAAAUUGGUGAAUAAAAACGGUAUUCCUACUGGUGCUUCGGUUCGGACCUGCACUUCAAAAGUGCAGGCGCGAAUCGAGGCGGAGCUGAUGGCAAUGAGUAAAGCAGUAGCAAAAAGUCUACAGUCCUCUGGUUCUGAGCGAGCUUCGCCCAUACUGGAUGACGAUAACAAAGUGGUGCGUGGUUUUAAUCCGCGGGUCGGACUUGUAGAAACGCGAGAAUCGGCCAGGGGUCGAAAUGGGAAGGGGAGUAGGAGAAUUAAGUUGCUUCCCUACUCAGAACCAUAUUUUACCAGCAAUGGUGGGAUGAAGAAGUGUGGUACGCAGAAGAAGCGUGUCUCCGUUAAUGUUCUCACCGCCUCCGACGACGUUCCUACCUUCUCGUCGUCGCAUUCUUUCGUUCCACAGGUGAAUAUCGUCGUAGAACAGCGGCCGGCACAGCCGUCAUCACAAGAAGCGUCGGUGGCAAUGACAAUGGGGACAGAAAACUCCAAUCAGGUGGAGUCAUCUCCGAGACCUACCACUCCCGUAUCUACCUCCUCACCGAACUCAGUUCCAAUUACGGCGAACUCGGACAACGAACUAGAGGUUGAGCUAGAUUGUUCAGAAGCCCAAGGAGAAGUGCCAUCUGAAUCGUUUUUGAAGGAAUUGGAGGCGGAGGUUACGUCAAACAUCGAAGACAUGCGUCCACCUCAGAUUCCUAUUACUUCAUCUACUUUUGAGCGUUCGGUGGAUCAUGACCUUCCCAUUAAGAUAUGUUUUAUGGCCGCUUCAAAUAAGGAUCCUGAAUGGACCCGGGCAGAAUUGGCUCUGGCAGUGGAAAUCAUAUCGGAGGUGGGAGAGGACUAUGAACGCAUUGCUGAGCGCAUGGUCAACAAAACACCCAGCAUGGUUGCAUACCUGUUUAAAACACAGGGCAGGCAGCUGCAUCUUUAUGAGGUAGCAGCGAUGGCUGAAGUGAAUAAUACGGUAGAGCAGUGUCUUUCUCCUCGAUCUCAAUAG
Molecule: messenger RNA, 1902 nt
Organism: Hydatigera taeniaeformis
Lineage: Eukaryota; Metazoa; Platyhelminthes; Cestoda; Cyclophyllidea; Taeniidae
Source: the annotation of a GenBank genome assembly